This is a messenger RNA of Danaus plexippus (monarch butterfly), 2933 nucleotides long. RefSeq names its product CUE domain-containing protein 2. The record is from RefSeq and is a predicted model, not a curated record. Lineage: Eukaryota; Metazoa; Arthropoda; Insecta; Lepidoptera; Nymphalidae. The transcript has 8 exons. Bases 121 to 987 code for a protein of 288 amino acids.
AUAAGUAACCAUUUGUAUUGAUUUUUCGUCGCUUUUCAUACUAUUGAGUUUUACCUGUAAAAAUCAAUUAAUACAGCAGUAAAAUUUUGUUUAUCCAUAGAAAAACAAUAGAAGGAAAGAAUGAGUGCUAUUGCGCGACAGGAAUCUCAUGUUAAGGAGAGUUUAUUUCAGUUUAUUGAAAAAAAUAUCCCCUCGGCGGACGUAAGUGCUAUAGAUGAUAUUGUACUUGCGUAUGUCAUUUCUAUCCUUGAAGAAGCCUCCCAGGAUCCCUGCUUUGAUGUCGAAGGCUUCAUAGAAAUGAUGUCUGCUUAUAUCCCAAAGUUUGCUACCAUUGAGCCGGGGAUGGUGUGCUCGUGGGUUCUAGAGCUAGAGGCGGAACUCACUCGGAGAGACGGUUCUGACACAUUAUCCAGCCACGAUGAUUCAACGGGCAGUGAUAAAAUAAGUCUAACCCUCCAAAGGAUGAGCGAGAUGCUGCCCUCUGUACCAACUAAGAACAAUCGGUCCUCAUCCCGUUCUCACUCCACGUCCGAGAGCUCCGAGGGUGCUGACCGGAGGUCUUCCGUCAUAGAGGAGGAGUACCCCGAGCAGUGUAGAGCGCUGCACGAGAUGUUCCCCAACACCUGCGCCAUGGAGAUAAAGCACUGCGUGUCCAUCGCGUGCGGGGACGCCGAGCGCGCCGCCGCCACUCUGUUACACCGCCGCGAGCAAGGCCACGCUCUCACGACGCUCCACGCCACCCGACACGCGACACUGUGUGACGACAGCGAGCUCAAGAACAGGAUCAUCGCCAGAUAUUCUUACGUGGACAAGAACUCGGACACCAAGGAGCACAAACCGCUGGCGCCCAAGUUUGAACCGAAGAAAAUGGUCCGCUACAGAGAUAACAAGAUAGUGUCUCUGAAAGGAGAGAGGUUCACUGAGGUGCCGAAAUCCGGUAUGGACGAGGAGAACUUAAAGAAACAAAAAAAACAGCAUUGCCCUUAACCAUUACAGCCACGUCAGUACGGUGAAAGAGCGGUCUCCGCCACCGCGACCUUUGACCCCGUAGUAACCCACACACGCCCCAAAGUCAAUGUACAAACAGACGCACACACGCACCGACCCAUAUAUACACGUACAGUAUAUAUCUAUGUAGCUAUGUGCCAAUUCUUAUUGGCGUGUGAUCCGUUUACGCGCAAAAUAUAUUAUACAAGGGAACAAGUUUACCGUCUGACGUGGCUCGCGCCUUUUAAUGAUUGCUUUAUGUUUGCCCGCGGACUCUUCGCUCGGGGCUGUCACCCGCUGGCGUCACUUUUGACAUUGACGUUCGAUGUCAUGGCACUCGUGACACUGACAUGCCUGACCCUGAUCAUUUUUAUGACACUGACAUUCAAAAUUGUGACGAUGAAUAUGAAUCUGAUGACGUCUGUUAAAUUUAAAUCUCCGAUCAAGAUGACUCCGCGUUUUAUGAGCGCGUCGUUGCCCGUGAUGCCUUUAUUGCUAUACAUUUUUGUUAGACUGACGUUUAUGACGUUGACGUCAUUUGUGACGCUGACAUCUCCGAGCACACUUAUCGACAAGACGCUAUUUGUGACAUUAACGUUCCCGCGCAAACUUGUAUCAGUGACGUGUGUGCCGUUUGCGACAUUGCCAGCCUGUGGGCGUGCGCUCUGUGUUAGUGUUAGUGAUGUAGGCGCGCGUUGUUCCCGUAUUAGUUGCGCGGCGUUUUGUUCGACCGCUUUUUCAUGUACUGAUUAUUUUUAUAGUUUGUAUUAUUUGGAACUUUUUAGUCAUUUUAAUUUAUACGUUUCGUUUGUGUGUAGUUUGUUUGUACGCGACAGUAUUAUUCGGUCAUACGGAGCUAUGGCACGCGUGUCCAGGGAGCCCCGGGCGAAAUGUGUUCAAGACGUUAGGUGUGUAGGUAAUGAUAGAAGUGACGGAUGUGCCAUAGCUAGCGUAGUGCAUAAUUCUAUACAUUUAGAUAGUUAUAUGAAAUGUAUAUGUUUAUUAAGCAAUUUUAGGUUGAAUAAUGUAAAAUUUAAACCUUGUAUAGUUUUAAGUGUAACACGUCUGACGCCUGUGAUUGUUAUUUUUAUGGUUAGUAUUAUUAUUAUUAUAGUUUGGACGUUUUUUGUGAUCAUCUGUGAUUUUGUUGCCAUUUGUAGAUGUUUAUUUAUUUCUCUCGUGUUACCGAACUGUUGUGAUCGGAAGUGAUUCCGGAUUUUUUUUUUUUUUUACGUGAUUAACAUAUUUUUUAUUGUAUUAUUUUUGUGAGCCCAUUGAAUGGGUGUGCAAUGAACUCAGCACAGCUGAUCUUUGUGUGUGUGUGUGUGUGUUUUUUUUUAUUGCGUGUAAACCGUCUCUGGUAUGGAACAAACAGAUCUGACACGUCUAUGUCAUUUAUAAAAGAUUUAUAUGAGUGACAUAUGUUUUAUUAUAUAUUUUUUUAUUUCUUUAUUUCGUUUUUCUUUACUAGUGUUGAGGCCAAACACGGUGCUCGGUGAUAGCCAAAAUAUCUCAGACAGUAUUUAAAUUUAGAUUAAUUUUUUUUUCUAUUGUGUUUGUUUAUAAACGAACGCUUAAAGAUAAACAGAUGCUAUAAACGUAAUUUAUUCUUUGAAUCUCGACCUCAAUAAUAUUAUAAUUUUAUUAUGUUACUGAAUUAUUUUUAACUGCUCUGAUUCCGUGCCUACAUUUGAUGAAGUGAUUCCAUCAAAAUGCGUCCAGCCGUUGUGUUUGUAUGUUAAAUUUGAAUUCCCGUUGGGGUCUCGUUGUUUUGGUAGUUAGCUACGUCCCGAUACUAUCCACCAGUAUACAAUGGCACCAGAAUGACAGAUGACUAACUCGCCGCAUUUAUUUUAUUGUAAGUAUCGCGUGACGCGCACUCGAUGUCAUAUCCAGUCUGAUGUGAUCAAUACAAUGUAUCAAUAUAUCAAAUAAACCCUUCAAAA